This is a messenger RNA of Colletotrichum navitas, 1040 nucleotides long. RefSeq names its product bola-like protein. The record is from RefSeq and is a predicted model, not a curated record. The transcript is spliced from 2 exons. NCBI's taxonomy places the organism in Eukaryota, Fungi, Ascomycota, Sordariomycetes, Glomerellales, Glomerellaceae. Bases 447 to 1040 code for a protein of 197 amino acids. Gene Ontology annotation, cellular component: mitochondrial matrix.
UCUAGCUGAGGAUAGUUAGGCCAGCAUAACAUGAGAUGCAGUUGAUAUUUUCCCGGCGUCUGGAGUGGCCUGUAUUGGCGGCCCCCAUGCAUAUGAAGCCUGGGAGCCGAGCGGGACGAGGUCGUGUCGUGAUGGCAAGGACGAGCCCUUGCAUGAAGCCCCUGGGCUCGGAGUAAGACUGCAAAUGUGUGUUAGCCUACUUUCGAGUGAAUGUGUAGCGGCAGACUGCGAUGAACUGAAAUACCAACUUGUGAUGGGAUACCAGCUCAUAGGGUCAGUUGUUUGCAGACGCGCCUAGGAUGUUUGGGCGUGUCUGUUUCUAUGUGUGUCUGUGCUCUCCUUUGUGUUUGUAUUCAUUUAAAUGUCUAUAUCUUUGUGUGUACGAUGUGUUUGAUUGCGUUUGUUGAUUCAACACUGCCAGUUCUCACGAUGAGACUCACACAAUUAUGACUUGGGUCAUUACAUCCUGCUUGAGUGAGACACCGUGCACGAUGCAGCGCACAGUGAGUGAAACCGAAAUCACGAUCCCACCUCUCACACCCUUCAAGAUGCUCUGCAGGUCGUGUCGCCGCGUGGUGGCCGUCUCCAAAACCUACUCGACCAGCAGCAUCGUCGCCAGAGGUUCCGUCACAAGCCUCCCGUUCGCGACAAGAGACUACUCCUCUCGAGUUGUUCUCACGACCCGAUCAACUCUCUCGCACCAUGCCCUCACAGCCCCAUCACCGCCCCAGAACAUCCAGAAGAUCCUGAGAAGGUGCUACUCCUCGGAGACGACGCCUACCUCGCCAGCCCUCGAGAAGCCCGACCACCUCGACGCCGCCGAGUCGACGAUAUGGGACAAACUGGUUGCCGAGUUCGCGCCCUCGGAGCUGAUCGUGCAGGACGUGUCGGGCGGGUGCGGCUCCAUGUACGCCAUCGACAUCACAUCGGCCAAGUUCAAGGGCGCAAACAUGCUGAAGCAGCAGCGCAUGGUCAACGCCGUGCUGGGCGACAUGAUGAAGGAGUGGCACGGCGUCCAACUGCGCACCAAAGCCCCCUGA